Molecule: messenger RNA, 1492 nt
Organism: Pyrus x bretschneideri (Chinese white pear)
Lineage: Eukaryota; Viridiplantae; Streptophyta; Magnoliopsida; Rosales; Rosaceae
Product: 1,4-dihydroxy-2-naphthoyl-CoA synthase, peroxisomal-like
Exons: 10
Coding region: 58-1065 (335 amino acids)
Biological process (GO): menaquinone biosynthetic process
Cellular component (GO): cytosol
Molecular function (GO): 1,4-dihydroxy-2-naphthoyl-CoA synthase activity
Source: RefSeq, a predicted model, not a curated record
UGUCUCAUCUUCAACCUCCAAAGUCCAAAGCGUUGAUCCUUAUCCAGUUUUCCUUCAAUGGCAGAGGGCUUAGAGAAGGACGUCAUGACCACCGCAACUAGGAGGGUGGCCUCCAUCGCCAACCACCUCAUUCCGGCCCAUUUAUCUCCCGGCUCCGCUGCAAUUUCUCUCUCCAACGCCUCCAUGAACGACAGCUACCACCGCACCCACGGCGAGGUUUCGACUCACCGAGUUGUUUGGGAAAAUGCUCGCGACGUUUCCGGCGACGAAUUCACUGAUAUUAUAUACGAGAAAGCCGUCGGCGAAGCCAUUGCAAAGGUUACGAUUAAUAGGCCGGAGAGAAGAAAUGCGUUCCGGCCGCAGACUGUGAAGGAGCUGAUUCGCGCGUUUAAUGAUGCCAGGGACGACGGCUCCAUAGGCGUCGUCAUUCUUACCGGGAAGGGAACCAAAGCAUUCUGCAGUGGCGGUGAUCAGGCUUUGAGAGGAAAAGAUGGUUAUUCUGAUUACGAUGAUUUUGGCCGUCUUAAUGUGUUAGAUUUGCAGGUCCAGAUUCGACGUCUUCCAAAGCCAGUAAUAGCCAUGGUGGCUGGUUAUGCUGUUGGGGGAGGACAUGUGUUACACAUGGUCUGUGAUCUAACCAUUGCAGCAGACAAUGCUAUUUUUGGCCAGACUGGUCCUAAGGUUGGAAGCUUUGACGCUGGUUAUGGGAGUUCCAUCAUGUCCCGUUUGGUCGGGCCUAAAAAAGCACGAGAAAUGUGGUUUAUGGCAAGGUUUUACACAGCUGCUGAAGCAGAGAAAAUGGGACUUGUUAACACUGUUGUACCGCUGGAGACUUUAGAGCAAGAAACGGUUAAAUGGUGUCGAGAAAUGCUAAGAAACAGCCCAACCGCGCUUCGGGUGCUGAAGUCUGCUCUUAAUGCAGUUGACGACGGUCAUGCUGGACUGCAGCAACUUGCUGGAGAUGCCACGCUCUUAUUCUAUGGCACUGAGGAAGGUAACGAGGGGAAGACGGCUUAUAUGCAGCGCAGACGUCCAGAUUUCUCAAAGUUUCCCAGGAGACCUUAAUGCUGAGCACUUUCCCAGCAGACUUGGACCCCUUAACCACUUUUUCCAUCCUCAGUACAGCAGCAAUGGCCAGAAGCUGCUGCAAUACGUGCUACGGUGCAGGUGUGUAUUGAGUUGGGAUGUCAGGAUGUGGAGGUUGAAUCAGAUUCUCAUAUGCUCAUUCGAAUGCUUAAUGGGGAAUAUGCAAUUGAUCCUACUUUGGAGUGCUUUAUUUAUGAUAUUGGGCUGUUAGUAGCUAUAACAUAAGAGGAUGACAGAAAAAGAGAGAGAGGGAUACUGAUAUUAUUUCUAUUCUUUCUUUCGCGAGUCUGUUUUAAUAGCACACGAAGUGUUAUAUUUAUAGAGCAACUCCCGUAAUAAUAAUCAUCCAAAUACAAUGAUGACACUGUUGAAAGUAUCAAAUACUAUUCCCAAGUCUUUAUUUCUU